AUGCAGAGCCUGGGUCGCGAGCUGGGCAGCCCGCCGGCGGACGGCAUUUCGAACGUGCGCUUCUCGAACCACUCGGACCACCUCCUCGUCGCUUCCUGGGACUCCGUGAGUGCCGCCUGCCGUGCUGUGAGUGCCGCCUGCCGUCCUGUGAGUGCCGCCUGCCGUGCUGUGAGUGCCGCCUGCCGUGCUGUGAGUGCCGCCUGCCGUGCUGUGAGUGCCGCCUGCCGUGCUGUGAGUGCCGCCUGCCGUGCUGUGAGUGCCGCCUGCCGUGCUGUGAGUGCCGCCUGCCGUGCUGUGAGUGCCGCCUGCCGUGCU
This is a messenger RNA of Closterium sp. Naga37s-1, 315 nucleotides long. The record is from the annotation of a GenBank genome assembly. NCBI's taxonomy places the organism in Eukaryota, Viridiplantae, Streptophyta, Zygnematophyceae, Desmidiales, Closteriaceae.